Molecule: messenger RNA, 1905 nt
Organism: Williopsis jadinii
Lineage: Eukaryota; Fungi; Ascomycota; Saccharomycetes; Phaffomycetales; Wickerhamomycetaceae
Exons: 2
Coding region: 1-1905 (634 amino acids)
Biological process (GO): mitotic chromosome condensation
Cellular component (GO): condensin complex
Molecular function (GO): chromatin binding
Source: RefSeq, a predicted model, not a curated record
AUGGCCAUGGAUCAGGUAAAUCCUGCCGAAGACUUUGAGAAAUGGAUCCGUAUGGCUACGGAUAAUAAAAUCAAUGCACAGAACUCAUGGGACCUUGCGUUGAUCGAUUACUUCCAUGAUCUGUCUGUCUUGAGAGAUGGUGAGAGUAUCAACUUUCAAAGAGCAUCAGCAACACUAGACGGAUGUGUCAAAAUCUACUCUUCAAGGGUCGACUCAGCAGCCACUGAAACUGGACGUUUGAUCAGUGGGCUGGCCACGAGGAAAAGGGAUCAGCAGGAGGUAAAUUUUGAUGACAACUCUGAGGAUGAAGCGUUGACCAGUGCACACAGGCAGAAAGUCCACAAGUCUCAUAACUCGAAGAACACUCUCUUGGAGUUCGAUCAGAUCAAAAUCAAGAAGAUGGAUCUGGAGUUGUACGGAGAUCCGCUUUUUAAAAGAGCCCUCGCUGAUUUUGACGAAGGUGGUUCUAAAAGUCUGUUGCUUAAUAUGCUAAAUGUUGAUAGCAGAGGGAAGAUCGUCUUUGAUACUACUGAUUCUGUCAAGCUUACAAAUGACUACGACACUGCUGAUAAGCCGGACGAAUUGGAACCAACAGAUGGUAAGAUAAUUGACGACAUUAAGGCCCUAGGUGAAAAACAUUUAGCUGGUAUAUUCGCAGCAUCUGUGACGAUUUGUCCAUCAGUUGGUCAGAUACGCUGUGUUGUUGAUCAGAAGAGUAGCUCUGGAGAUUUACUAAAAGGGUUGGAGGAUAUUGAGCUUCCAGAAGCCCCAGAUUACAAUGUUGACCAUCACCACACAACUUACCAAGACUUUGAGAUAUCAUACGGUCAAACAGCAGAGCUCGAGCCGGAACAGAAUAACGUCACUGGUGUGGAUAAGUUUCCAGAAAACAGAACAUCGAUCUUUUUUGAUGAGGGGGAUAAUGACUUUGAUGACUAUGGAAUGAGUAUGCAAAUGUUGUUUGAUGAGAGUAAAUCCUAUGCAAGAGAAGAAGAUAUAAUGGAAUUGGAGGAUCCUAUAAUCAACAUACCCGAUGACGAGCUAUUGGCAUAUUUUGAUGAUAAUCAUAGACGAAACUGGACUGGGCCGGAACACUGGAAAGUCAAGAAGAUCAAGCAAGGCCUUCUCCGAACAGAAAGUACUACGCAACAUGUGCCUCCAACAGAUACAGUAAGGGCUAAACUCCAUACAUUUACUAUUGAUUUUUUAUCUGAUCAUACACCAGAUCAAGAGAAGAUGUUUGAAACGGCACAGGGGUCUUCGAUUUGCAUUCCAAAAGCCCGCUGGAGAAGUAAAGACAACAAUGUACUUCCGGAUGAUCGUAACUUCAAGACAAAAGAUUUCAUUACAUUGUUUACAAAAGGCACCUUGCUCAAUAUGAAAUUCAAUCACGUACGAAACAUUGAUAAUGCCAUUGACGAAUCUUUGUACGCUGAGUGUACCCAGACGAAGAGCAGACCUACUGAGAUCAACAACCCAGAUUUUUAUAACGAUAAUGAUGCCGGUUUUGAUGAUGACUAUUUACAGGAUGAUGGACUGUCUGCGGUACCUCAAAUACUGGCUAGGAAUCAGACCUCACAGCCACUGAAGUACUCAAGAGUUUCCAAAAAGGUUGAUGUCAAACUUUUAAAGGACAAUAUGUGGAGCACCUUGAAGUCCGAGAUCUUAUCAAGUGCACCUAUGCCCGCUGAAACUGCCACUAUAUCUAAGACUCAAGAACUCAAGUUCAGUCAGGUUGUGUCAGAUCUUGGUGACAAGUAUGAUUCAAACACGAAGAGGGACCUGUCAACGAGUUUCUGCUUCAUCUGUCUGUUGCAUCUGGCGAAUGAAAAUGCAUUUACAAUUACAGACAAUGAAGACAACUCAGAUCUGAUCAUCAGAGACUUUCCUACGCCUUCUACAUGA